Molecule: messenger RNA, 4623 nt
Organism: Saccostrea echinata
Lineage: Eukaryota; Metazoa; Mollusca; Bivalvia; Ostreida; Ostreidae
Product: centrosomal protein of 112 kDa-like
Exons: 30
Coding region: 101-3106 (1001 amino acids)
Source: RefSeq, a predicted model, not a curated record
CAAACAACAAAGAUGCGGUAAACUUGAAGGUCCAAACUUGAACUUGUUUAAUGAUGUGCAGGCCUUAAGAGCAUUGUAAUUUUACAUCAAUCUUGCCACUAUGACGUCUUCAUCAGAAGACCCCAUAUUUGUGGGGCUGGACCAGAAAUUUGACAAAGUCUUGGCAGAUAUGAAACCUCAUGUAUUGAAACUACCUCAUAAAACAGAUCGUCAGAAAUGUGCUAUUUGGAUUAAGAAGCUUUGUGAACCAGUGACUGGAAUAACUGGAAGAAAAAAUAGGAAUGCUUAUGCCCAGCUAAUGCUACACAUGUUGAAGAGAGGAGUGUUAGAAGGACCAUUUACAAGUAAACCCCAGGAGGGGCCUCUGCCGACCUUGCCACCAUAUAUGUCUAUUUAUUUUGAUGAACCUUCUGAUAAAGGAUCUGAUGAUGAGAAGGUGCCAGAUUGGGUAGCAGGGGAGCUAACCAGUUCUGUGGGAUCAUCUUUGUUCAGAUCUAACAUUGGAAAUCCUGCUGCAUCAUCCACAUGGAAAUCUGGGUUGUCUCCCAUUCGUUAUGAAUCUUCACCAAGAAGGUACUCCUCUAAAAUCCCUGUUCCAAAAAGUCCAAAGUCACCGAGACGUCCUCACACUAGUCUUGGAUUUGACCUGGAUAAGGCCCCAGGGCUUUCUUCACCUACUCGAGGAUUGGAACAGCCAGAGUUUGCAGGCCACACCUACGAUGACAGUUACAUUGACUUCCGUAAGCCCACAAUAAAGACUGCCCACUUUCUGAUAGAUGACAAACCUAAUAUUGAUUUACUUGAUGGUGACAAGAAAAAGACAGCAUUGUUUAAUAUGAAGGGCACAGAUGAAGAGCUAAGUCAACCCUCCCCACCUUAUACCAAAACUACAAGCAAUUUAUUUGGCAGCACAGGGGCAUCAAGUACAUUUUUCCCUGACCAAUCAAGAGAUUUAGAAAAAGAUAAUAUUCAAAUGAGAACUAAAAUGUUGGAGGCGCGAUUUCAUGAGGAAAAGCUUCGACUACAGCAAAAACAUGAUUCUGCAGUUCAGAAGAUUUUGGACAGAAAGAAUGUAGAGAUUGAGGAUCUGAAGACGAAUUACAGAACUAAAGCCAAAGAUCUGGAAGAAACAAUCAGCAAACUGGAACGAAAAAUACAAAAUAUUGGAAAGGAUUCCCAGCAAGUGAUAGAAACCAAAGACAAACAGAUCACAGAACUGAAAAGGAUGUUAGAGGAAUCCACUGAAGUCAGGAACAACCAGUUUGAGAAAAAGAUGAAUGAUAUGAUUGCUGACUUUGAACAAGAGAAGUUUGAGAUGCAAAAGCAGCACACCAAAAACAUCCAAGACAUUCUAGAUGACACAAAUGCAAGAUUACAGAAAAUGGAGAAAGAGUAUGGUCAGCAGACAGCAUCCACGGCUUCCAUUAUAAAAGACCUGGAGGCCAGAGUUCACCAGCUGAUGACAGAGGCUGAUAAAAAUACCAAGGCCAAACAUGCUCUGGAAAAGGCCAAAAUGGAGUCAGACAACAAGCUGGAAAGAUUUACACAAGAUCUACAGGAUCUUAGAGAGAGAUAUAGUAAUCUGGAAAAAGAACAUCACAGAACAGUGGAAACUAAUGAACAGGAAAUGAGAACUCUCAAAAACAAGAUGGAGGCCAGUCUGGAAUUCAUGAAACAGGAACACAAUCUUGCUGCAGCCAAAGCUUCUGACUCUAUAUCAGAGUUGGAGCAAUCUCUGGACCAGUACAAACGUUCAUUGAAAGACGCUGAGGAACAACGACAGAGACAAAUGAGGGAAUUGGAACAAAAUCAUCAGCAAGAUAAACUCCAUUUGGAAAACCUACAUGAUAAACAGGUAAGAGGUUUGAAAAAUGAAAUGGAACAUACAGAUCAAGAAAACCAGAAGAAAAUCAAAAAGCUGGAAGAAACUAUAAGAGAGAAAGAUGAUGAAAUAAAACGACUCCAGGAAGUAAAUAAGAAUCAACUGAUGCAGUCUGAGAAGUCCCUGGAGGAGUUUAAACUACAGGUGGAGAAGAAUCAAACCAGGAUGUAUGAUGAAAUGAAACAACAGAUGGAAAGAGUAGAAACUGAUUUAAACAAAUCAAAGCAAGCAAGAGAGAAACAAUCUCGAGAAUUCUCAAAACAGAUCGAUGAAGAGAGAAAUCAGCAUGAAAGAAAGAUUGUGGAACUAAAGAUGGCCCUGGAACAUGAGAAAGCUCAGAUGUUAAAAGACUUUCACACGCAAAAGGAAAUUGUUAUCUUGGAGCAUGAAAAGGAAAUUGACAGCCUUAAAGAAACGCAUCAGAAUGAAUUGUAUGAGCUGAAGUGUCGAGUCCAGGAGAAACAGGACAAAGAUGUUAAGAAGAUGAGCCAGUAUGAGAGACAGAUUCAGGAGUUACGAGAGGAGGUGGUCCAGGCCAAUCAGCUGAGAAAACAACAGCUGGUAGAGCUGGGGCUCCUAAGGGAGGAGGAGAAACAGAAAAUGCUUAGAGAGCAUGAGUCUGAGGUUAUAAAGUUACGUUCUGAGAUGGAACAGCAGAGACUCGACUUGCAAAAAACACACAGUACAGAGCUAGAAAAAAUGCUGGAGAAGACCAAUGCAAGGCUCAAGGACAUUGAAAGAGAAUACAAUGAGAGGGGGCAGAAAGCUACAGAGACAAUAGGGGAGCUUCAGGCCAACAUCAACCAUCUCAGAGACGAGGUCAAAAGAGUCCGUGACGUGGGAGAGAAGAAAUGCCAAGAUAUAUCACAGCGAUAUGAAGAUGAGAAAAAAUCUAUCAAAAAACAGUAUAACAGUAAUAUGGAGAGUUUGCAGCGUGAAAUAGAUUCCCAGCAGGCAAGAAAUAGGCAGCUAGAGCGCAGGUUGGAACAAAUGGAGGCAGACCAUGAGGAAAAGAUAACACACCUGAAAUUAUCUUUUGAAGAAAAAUUGAGAGGCCUUAUUCCUUCUUCAGUCAGACAGGAACUUGAGGACACCAUCACAUCCCUGAAAUCUCAGAUUAACUCGCUACAACAAAAGACAUUAAUCCUACAGGAAGAGGUGGACCUCAAAAGCAAGUACCCCCUCGGUCAGUUCUCCUCCAGUUCCCCCAUCAAAGCUGUGUGACGAUUGGUCAAUCCUUCAAUAGUUGAGAUUAGUGUACAUGGAAGAAUUUUAAGUCAUAGAUUUUGAAGUUUUCAGUAUUACUUUAAAAAUCCUGUUUUAGUCUUGCAUGUUUUCAGUUUCUCUGUUUAUUGAUAAGGAUUACUGUAUGCAUUAUGAUGACAAAGAUCUGUGAUAUUUUUACGCAAUUGUUUGCAAAACUAUACUCUUUAUUUGAAAAUGUUCUUGAAUGGUGAGAAAUUAUUUUUAUACUGCAGAUUUUAUUCUCUGUCAAAUUCAUCAAUUUUCAGUUACCUUUAUCGAUUGAAUUAUCACUCCUUAUUAAAAAGCUGCUAAUGUGCAACAUGAAUGUACAUUUUAUGUCUGAAUCAUUAUGAUUGUUUUCUUGCAAUGACACAAAGUAUAAUUAUAUCCAGAAAGAUGUAUUUUAUAACACACUAAGGAGGCUGCAGUGUUUACCGGUAUUUGAGCAAUAUUUUUAAGUAACUUGUACUACUCAGAAAAGAUCAUCAAUAUACUUUUUGCAUUUUUACAUCUCAUUGAAAAUUGUGUCAUUUUUAUCUUUAAAACACACGCACAAACAAUUCCAUUAUCUAUGUUCAUUGUUUUUAACACAGAACACUGCGUGGCAUGAAAAUGACCUUGCUGCGAGUUUUAAUGCAUUCAAUCCUGAAUGUUCCUUUGCAUUUUUCCCUUUCAAAAAAAAAAUUAUCCAUUUAUUUGUACUUGUAUGUUCUGCGCAUCCUAUUUUUUAAUAGCCGUGUUAUGUAAUCAUGUUUUAAUGUUUCCAGAAAGUUUUCCAUUGAAAACCUUAAUGAGGUUGCAAUUAUUACAGCUCUUUGUGAACUUUCAUUCUAGAUUUAUUUAUAAUUAUUAAGGAUUGCUGAAUGAAGUGCUGACAUUAAGGCAUUCCAUUUAUGAUAAGAAUUACAUUGUUUAUAGGAUAAAAAUUACUAUUUUGGUCUUAGGAAUUAGAUAACACAAAUGAUUAGGAAGAUCUUGUACCCAUUAUUUAAAGGUAGCAAAUUCAAUUAAUCCUUGCAUUUAUUUGAAUGUAUAUAAAAACUUUACACAUUUUCCCAGUUGACUUCAUACAGGGUACAUGUAAGUUUGAAUAUUUAGUUUUCAUGUUUACUUUUAAUACAAUAUACUAAAAAAACUAACUGCUAGUAUAGGUAAUAAAUUAUUUCUGGCAGAGAAAACAUACAAAUUGUACAAAUACUUGUAUUCCUGUAUAUGAUGUAGUUUGAGAAGGAAGGAUUGAACUUGAUCUUUUAUUUUCUUAUUUAUAACAAAAAAGUUUUAGUACAUGAUUUUAAUUAUCUGACUUUUAAUGUUCCCCAAGGAGGGGUAUUUUUCUAAUUUCUGCAGUGAGUCCAUCCAUACAUUUAUGCAUUAACUCUUGUCCUCGUAUAUUAAAUGUUGUUGAUGUUUUCUUUUUUUUUUGUUGAAAUCCAUUUUCCUUGUAUUUGUACAAUGUUGAUUAUAUAUAUGUUUAUUUAUACAGUAAAUUUUUUCAA